UUUUUGUUUUUUUUGGAAAACCUGAUGUGGCCCAGCCUCGCCCAGACCCUAGCUCCAGUGGCCCCCAGCAAUACUUCAACUGACGUCCCAGAUGCAUCUAGACACACUGCCUGGGGGGCUCCAAAAGGAGACGUCCACAAUGCUGGCUGUGCUAGAGCAAUGGGGGGACGACACUGGCUGCCAUCGAGACAACAUGGAGUUUUUCAUAUUACUUAUGCUCUCCAAGUUUGGAUUGGAUGUCUGUGCGUUGGGCUUGUAUAACCGUGCUCGACUGUUCACCUCCUUGCUGGGCAUGUUCAGUCUGACCAUCGUCCUCGCUGAUCUGGUGAUGGCGUUUUUUAUGGUCACCGUGUGGUUACUUGCCACUGAAAGUAUCUCGGCUUGCUUCCUCAUGGCUUUUUCAUCGGCCACGUAUGGAACACUGCCUCUGCCUAUGGUGUGCCUGUGUUUAUUAGACUAUUGUUUAGGAGACACCUGGAAAACCUCCUACAAGGCCCUCACGAACAUGGCAGUCACACUUCUCAUGUGGACAUUUGCAGGCGUAUACUCCUACAGUACUGUGAACGUGGAGCUCAUAGAGCUGAGGUACGCCGCAGGUAAAAAGGUUCUCCUUUGUGAGGUUCAGGUCACCACAGUGAUUACCUUCUUUCUUUUGGGUCUCUUUGGCUUGAUGAUUUGUUCAAUGCUGCCCUUCUGCUCACGGAUUCCACUGUGGAUGUGUGAAGCCCGGAGGUUGCACAAAGCAAGGGAGAAUCAAGAGAACCAGUGGAGCGACCUGCUCACAUCAACCAACCGCUCAAAGUUGACAAUGUCAGAGGAGACCAACUACCUUGGAAAGACUACCACACCACGACCUCCACUAUGGUUCAGUCUAAUGUUGGGCUUUGGUACAUACUGGAUGCCUUAUCUUGUUAUAAAUGCAGCCUGCCUAGUUCUUGGUUUCUGGGUACCCGCCUACAUCGCAGUGAACCUACUGUGGUUGGAGUGCACCGACAGUGUCAUUGUAGCUGUGAUGUUCUGGGCAAAGAGCUCAACACAAGGGCCUUAUGCAAGAGUACCACCAAAUGUGUGCUCAUGGGAAGUGUACUGGCAUUUGAGCAACGGCACGAACAACAAUGACACAAUGAUAUACAAACCCUCACAUGUUUAAUACAGUAGAACCUGCUUAUGUUAAAGGCCGCCUAUUAUGCUUUUUUCCCACUUUCCCGACCUAUAAAUGCUUUUACAAUGUUGUAUCCUCAUGUUAAACGAUGCCAAAGCGUCAGAUAAUGAGAUAACUGUGAGCCCCGAAAGAAUUGUUUGGAUGUUUUGGAUGGUCCAUAAUUUUGUGUAAUACUUGCUUUUUAUAGUCAGUAUAGUUACCCCAGACCCCCAUUCACUGUGCAAUAUUAAGGGCUCUAAAUGCAAUAUACUAAGUUCUAUGUGAAGUAUUUCCAUAAUGCCUCAUAUUAACUCUCUAACAAGAUCUCAGUGUAUAGACUGGUUAUAUAUCUCAUCUCGUUUCAUAUUACCUACAUACUGUAUUGUAUAUAACUCUGGAAGGUUUUUGUUAAUACUUGGGUUGUUUAUAUUGUUUAUUUUUCUAUAUUGUGUAUUUUGUACUGCUUAACUGACUCUGUACUUGCUGCUGUGCAAUACAAAUUUCCCCAUUGAGGGACGAAUAA
Doryrhamphus excisus (bluestripe pipefish) is the source of this 1664-nucleotide messenger RNA. The record is from RefSeq and is a predicted model, not a curated record. Lineage: Eukaryota; Metazoa; Chordata; Actinopteri; Syngnathiformes; Syngnathidae.